This is a messenger RNA of Monodelphis domestica (gray short-tailed opossum), 6759 nucleotides long. RefSeq names its product presenilin 1 (gene PSEN1). Gene Ontology annotation, biological process: intracellular signal transduction; amyloid-beta formation; protein processing. Lineage: Eukaryota; Metazoa; Chordata; Mammalia; Didelphimorphia; Didelphidae. Gene Ontology annotation, cellular component: gamma-secretase complex; membrane. The record is from RefSeq and is a predicted model, not a curated record. Gene Ontology annotation, molecular function: aspartic endopeptidase activity, intramembrane cleaving.
AUAAAGCCACCGGGCGGCACCCGAGAGUCGGAAACUACGGCGGCCGAGAGAUCCCUUCGGAAACAAAACAAGCGACUCCAGUGGGGCGAGACUUAGGAACUGAUAUAAGCUGGGCGCUCCGUGGGAGGAAGAGUAGAUCAUUGUAUUACUUUAGAAGAUAGUACCUGUGAUUUCAUAAGAAAACUCUCUACCAAUGCAGAUUGUCACCUCAGCAAAUUACAAUCUCAGAGAGUUGCCUGGAAGAUUGAGGGAUUAAGUGACUUUCCCAGGGUCACACAGUCAUUAGGAGUCAGAAGCAAGAUUGAACCCAGGUCUUCCUGAUUCUGAGCAUUGCAAGAGAUUUUGUGUUUUUGUGGAAAAGAGAAGUGUGUCUGUAAGACUGCUCCAAUGACUGAGCUGUCUGCACCCUUACCCUACUUCCAGAAUGCUCAGAUGACAGAAGAUAGCCAUAUGAGCAAUACAGUACGUAACCAGAAUGAUGGCAGGGAAAGACAGCGCCAUGAACACAGUGAAAGGCGGCGGCAUGGUAAUAACUCUGAGGCAGAGACUAAUGGACAACCCCAGGGUGGCACAAGGCAGGUGGUGGAAAACGAUGAUGAAGAAGAUGAAGAGCUGACUUUAAAAUAUGGUGCCAAACAUGUGAUCAUGCUGUUUGUACCAGUCACCCUCUGCAUGGUGGUGGUUGUGGCCACCAUCAAAUCCGUCAGCUUUUAUACCCGGAAGGAUGGACAAUUAAUUUAUACUCCUUUCACUGAAGACACAGAAACUGUAGGGCAGAGAGCACUGCACUCCAUUCUGAAUGCUGCCAUCAUGAUCAGUGUUAUUGUGGUUAUGACCAUCCUAUUAGUGGUACUUUAUAAAUAUAGGUGCUAUAAGGUGAUCCAUGCUUGGCUUAUAAUUUCCUCUCUCUUAUUGCUGUUCUUCUUCUCAUUCAUUUAUUUGGGCGAAGUAUUUAAAACCUACAAUGUUGCCAUGGAUUAUAUCACUCUGGCACUCAUGAUCUGGAAUUUUGGCAUGGUAGGAAUGAUUUGCAUCCACUGGAAAGGCCCCCUUCGUCUCCAGCAGGCGUAUCUCAUUAUGAUCAGUGCCCUCAUGGCUCUGGUAUUCAUAAAGUACCUUCCUGAAUGGACUGCAUGGCUCAUCUUGGCUGUGAUUUCAAUAUAUGAUUUGGUGGCAGUUUUGUGUCCUAAAGGUCCACUGCGUAUGCUUGUUGAAACAGCUCAGGAAAGAAAUGAAACUCUCUUCCCAGCUCUUAUUUACUCUUCAACAAUGGUAUGGUUGGUGAACAUGGCAGAAGGAGACCCAGAAGCUCAAAGGAGAGUUUCUAAAAAUUCUAACUACAAUGCACAAACUCCGUCAAACCAGAACUCCAGCAAUGUUACUGACAGUGAUGAUGGUGGUUUCAGUGAAGAGUGGGAAGCUCAAAGGGACCGUAAUCUGGGCCACCACCAUUCUACACCAGCAUCCAGAGCGGCUGUGCAGGAGAUUCCUGCAGGAGUUUCUACUCUGUCUGAGGAUCCUGAGGAAAGGGGAGUAAAGCUUGGACUAGGGGAUUUCAUUUUCUACAGUGUUCUGGUUGGCAAAGCCUCAGCAACAGCUAGUGGAGACUGGAACACAACAAUAGCCUGUUUUGUAGCCAUUUUAAUUGGUUUGUGCCUUACCUUAUUGCUUCUCGCCAUCUUCAAGAAAGCAUUGCCAGCUCUUCCAAUCUCUAUCACCUUUGGGCUUGUUUUCUAUUUUGCCACAGAUUACCUUGUGCAGCCUUUUAUGGACCAGCUAGCAUUCCAUCAGUUUUAUAUCUAGCACAUUGCAAAUUAGAAUCCUAUGGAUUUUUCUCCUCUGACUGUAGUAAAAUCUGGAGAGGACAAAAAAAGUUUUCCUCUGCCCUCAUGGAACAGUUUCAAGAAUCCUAGCUGGACUCAUUGCAACUUUCUGCCAGGUUUUUUUUUUUUUUGGUGAGACUUGCCUCCUUGGACACUGAAAAGCACUUCUACAGUAAAUGGUUUUAAAUAUGUUGAUUUUUGCUAUGAGAAGCUACCUGGAUUUGUGGAAUAGAAAUAGAAGAACAAUAAACCAAAAAGUUGCCAAUGCUUCCACUAGCAAUUAUCCCUUGGUCACAGGUAGAUAUUGUCAACACUACAGACUCUCAGGACUACUCUUGCCAAGAGGUUAAAGGAGGGAAGUUGUUCAACCAAACAGUAAUCUUUAUCUGAACCCAUGUUGGAAAAGUGACCCAAUAAAUCUGUAUUAGUUAAGUGUUGAACCAUUUGGGAGUAUCACCAGGUGAACAGACAUCUGCAGCCAAAUGGAAUGAAGAAAAGGGAGGCAACUUGCCACUUCCAGACUUUUAUGCUAAAAGUUCAAGCCAUUUUCAAGUAAGAGCAUCUCUUCCGCAUUGGAUCAAGCCAGGGGCUUCGGCAGAUUUUAAUGAUUUAUGUUCUCAAGCACUGAAAUUUUCACUUUUCACUUUUGCCAUUUCUUCCUAACCUCAAUCUGAAGUCAUUUGUGCUAGUCAAUCUCAAAGGACUUUGGUUCAAGAUUCAGUAGAUAUUGGUGGUAAGGGCACUGUCAUUCAAAGCUUGUUCCUUGCCAGUGUUCUCAGAAUGCUUCUGGAUAUUCUGCUAAAUUUCUAGCAUUUUUUUUCUGUGUUAGCAACUUUCAAUUAAUAUUUUUAUUUUCCAACAGACAUAUCAUUCCAAGUUCACUUUUUCCCACAUAUCUUUCUUAUUUCUCUCUUCAACCCAACCUGCAUGUAAUUCUCCUGCCCAAGCAAGUAUGACAGAUAAACCUAUCAUGGCAAUAGAUAACCCAGUUAUUUUAAGAUUUUAUCUCAAGCAUGCUUGUGUGCUUGUAAAUUGCUGCGGUUAACUUUUUUAUUGUAAUUUCUUUACAAAUACACAGACUCCAUCAAAAGUUUGUAGUCAAAAGCUCUGGGGAAUUCAAACAAAAUAUAAUGCUUGGUGAUACUCUUCCUUUCCUGGUUUCUCUCUUAGUCCAACUCGGUGUUCCUGGCAGCUGUUGAGAAUUAGAAUGAACUGCUGAAGGCAAAUUAUUUUUUUAGGUAGUUUAUGAAUCAGUUUUGUUUAGCAAGGUUAGAGACUAGCGUGUAGAAAGAGACGUUAUUUUUAAGAGACAUUAUUUUUAAUCUACAAGCUUGACCUGUGAAGGAUCAUGGUGUUAGGAGAAAAAGUCACCAAUGAGGGAAGAAGAAAGAGGCGUCACACAACUAAUAGGGCAAAACAAACCAAAUGCUGAAGAGCAGAUAUCAAAUCAUUAUCAAAAACCUUACAAUUGGUUUCUUGUGGUUAAGCCUCUCCUGUUGCAGGUUAUUUCAAAGUAUCUUUGUUUGAAUUUGGGACAGUGAAGACAGUGGCUUAAGCAACAGUGGAAUUCAGGUUCUAUACAAAUAUGCCAAACAAACAAAAAUCUGAUGACCUGUCCUUUCUAGAGGUAAUAUCUCUAACUAAGUCUGUGUGUGUAGACAGGGCACAAACUCUGUCAGCCCUCUUUACCUCAGAGAACCCUCAGCUCUAGUGGUCAGGCUGUGAUCCAGAAGAAUGAGGCCGUGCUGUGGCCCAAGAAUGGCCAGUAUCAUCUCUACUGCCCAGCAUGUCUCUGCUCUAGCUGGGAUGUAUUUUCUAGAUUGGGGUAAUUCCGUUUGGGGCUUGGAAUAUAUGCUCUGUCUUUGGGUGGCUUUGCUGGUUUAUUAUGGUAUUAAGUAAAAUGUGUGUAUUCAUUUGGUUUGGGAUUUUGUGUUCAGAUAAUGCCUUUAUAGCUAAAAACUUGCUUAUAUUAGAUUGUUUUGGGAACUUCAAGGGAAAUGAAGGUUGCAAAGAGAAAGGAUAAGUCUCAGAAAGUUUGAUUGUUUUGCUUUUUAAAAAUUUUAAUAUUUUCUUCAUUUAGUACUUUUCUCUCAGGCUUCUCUCCUUUCUUUUCUCCCAAUUAAAUACUUUACAGAAGGGAUAGGAGGGAUAUUAUCUCCUGGAGUUUUGCCUAUGACUCUGAAGUGCCACACACACGCACACAUGCGCACCCAGUUCAUGAUCUCAGGCAUCACUUCAGUGAAGCAUUAAGUGGGUUCUUAAAAUUUCCAAAUACUCUGUAUAAGUUUUUAUUUCAAACUAAGAUUCAUCCAAGAGAAAUUUAGAGGAGAGAGAGAGAGGAGAGAGUGUAUGUGGGGGGGAGGGGGCGUGCAUGCGCAGGUGUGUGCGCCAUCCUGUGCUCUAUUUUACCCCCUUGAAAGGAUUAUAAUGCUACAUGCAAAUCUGAACUGUUUCUGAACCAAGUUGCAUAACAACAGAUAGACCAUUAUAUGUUUCAUUAAAUGGAACCAAGAAUAUCAGCAGCAUGAAUUUAACCCCCAGACUCUCUGAGGACAAGUUUGGAGAUUCCAGCAUAUCAGAUUAUGAGUCUUUCAUAAUGAAAAAUUAAUUAGGUCACAGUUUGGAGCAGAGAAAAUUCCAGAUACACACUUGAAAUUCAUUCAGGGAUGGGCAGCCACAGAAUUCGUCCCUUUAAUUGUGGAUCUGGAUAUAACUACCAGUUGGGCUUUUCCAUUCUAUUCCACCACCUAUUGAAUUAAUUAACCAGCAAAGUGCAAGAAAUUCUUAAGUCAGAUGGAUUAUAAGUUUGUAAAAUUCCCCUUAAAAAAAAAAAGUUCAGAUAAUAGAAAAAAUGGGAGAUAUGCAUCUAGUUUUGAUGCAAAACAUAUUUACAAAAUAAAAACAUAUAUAUUUAUGUAGAAAAUAGUUCACAGGAUGUAAAAUUGAUAAUAUUUGAUGCCUAAGACUAGAAGUCACAGCUUUUUUUUUUCUGGCUUGGUAUAUUAUCCUAUUUCUUCAAGGCUGUUUCUAUCCUUUCUUCUUUUGGAUAUAUUUAGUUAUGUUUUUUUUACCAUAUUGACCUUUUUUUUUUUUAAACAAACUUCCCUGUCCUAUUAUAGAACCUUCCUACUAAAAGUUAAGCUUAACCACCCUCAGAACAAAUUGCAUACACCAUAGAUUUUUAUUGACUUAUUUUCCAUUCAGAAAAGUGGAAAUCUUGACCCUUGCAGAGCAACUUGGAAGAAAAGUGUGAAAAAAGUAAGGGAUUUAUGAUUAAUUAUCCACCCAUAAAAGCAAUGGCUAAAUACAUGAUUUAAUUCCUGAAUGUGGGAUUUCCUCCUGUAUGUCAUUUGCAUCUAAGCAUCUCCUAAAGAGUCACUAGGGCUGCAGACAAUACUGGAUUAUAUUUGGCUUUGCUCUGAUACUGCUGCCCCAACGAUCUCAAAGCACUUGUCAUACAUUCUAUCUGUAACCCAACUUGCAAAAGGGGAAAUAAAAAAUUAAGCAAGUAAGUGAAGUCAGGUGAUGUUGGAAACAGAACUAGAACUGCGUUCUGUGAUUCCUGACUACAAGUUCCUUGUUUUAUUCACUAGGCUGUGCUCAAUCAGCAUAAUUUUUUUCCUGCAAGGAGGCUACACUACUUUGGACUUUUCUAACUUCUUCAAGAGAUUCGCUUGAAAAAUGUCAAUUUCCUCUUUUCUAAAAUGCGGAUAACUUUAAACUCUUUAAAACAUCAGAAACUUUAGGCUUAAUGACUGUACUGUAAUCUGUAACCACUUUGUCAUGGUUGUCCUUAAGGGCUCUUGCCACACGAACACAAUUGACACUGAAAAUUGCAAUAAUGCUGUAAGGGCCUUAUGUAGCAUAUGCUGUCACAGCAUCUCUACCUGCACCCUCUCUGCAUGAGAAACAGGCUCAUGAAAUGGGUUGUGCUCAUUUUGAUUUCUCUGAACGAACUGAGGUUUCUCUAAAACUCCUUUAUGUCUAAAUUUGCCCUUGUCCUGGUAUGUGAUGGACAGAACCCCAUCCUCCUAGCCUCCUUCUUUCCCUGCAGAUGCCCUAAACACUGUGUUGGAGAGGAGCUUUCAGAACUGGACAGCUGAUCUCCGGAUUUCAUGGCAGACUUUUAUAUCUUCAAUUUGAGCAAAGAGCAUAUCUUCAUAACAUCUUUAAAAAUCCCAGAAUAGAGGACUUAGAGAAACACUCGCCAACUUUCAACUCUUCGCAGCCCUGUCAUAAAAAGAAUGGUAUCUGAGCAGCUUAUGUGGAUACCAUUAUCUGGUGGUCUCCCCCAGUUGGAGGAAGCACCUACCUAAGGAGAGGUAGGCUACAGGUUAGGUACUGCCUUGACCACCAGGAGAGUUAUGAUCAGAAACCUACCACUUCUAACCUGCUGUACUUGAAAGCUGCUUCCUGCUAACAUGAUUCAAUGCUUCUGACUACCAAGCAGUUUCAGAAUAUCUCAGAAAGAGGUACCACUUCCUUGUCACUUACUCAAUCAUUAAUAUGAAGAGAUAGUCAGAUCCGUCCUUGAAUGUGCCUGACUAGAGCUUCAGGUUGAACUAUGCAGCUGGAAGUUUCCUUCUUUGGACAUUUUCCUUUUCAAAAGAACAAGUAUUUAUUGGAACCAUUGGCAGCAGCUUCACAACUUUGAAUCAUGCAGUGGUAGCUACAAAGUUGUCCAUGCUGCCGCAGUAGCUUGGUUUUACAAUGCAAUUGGGCAUGCUGGAAUAUGGACUUUAUUGGGAUUCCUUUACUCUCAAGUGUUUGCUGUUUUGUUUUUAUUUCUACAGACACUGAUUUGUACAUAAUCCAAAAAGAAUGUGAAAACAUCUUUUUGUAACACCUUUCAAAUUCUUGAUAAGAUAAAAUUUUGAUAGAUUGCAAAUUUUCCUGUAUUUGUCAGAAUAAUAAAUUAAAGAUCGCAUGAAUCUUA